GUCAGUCACUCUCCAUACAACCCUUGGAGACAUCAAGAUCGAAAUCUUUUGCGAGGCAGUUCCCAAAACCGCUGAAAACUUUCUAGCCCUAUGUGCAUCCGGGUACUAUGAUAAUUGUAUCUGGCACCGAAACAUUAAGGGUUUCAUGAUCCAAACCGGAGACCCUAGUGAAACGGGCAAAGGCGGCCAGAGCAUCUGGGGAAAACCUUUUGCUGAUGAAAUACGUUCUACACUGAAGUUCAACAAUCGUGGUAUUGUCGCAAUGGCCAACUCCGGUCCUGACACCAACAAGUCGCAGUUCUUCAUCACGUACGCCAAGCAACCCCAUCUAGACGGAAAGUAUACAAUCUUUGGCAAAGUUAUUGACGGUGCGGACUCUACCCUCGAUACCAUGGAACGGACACCCGUGGACUCCAAGAAUAAGCCUCUGAAUGAGAUACGACUGACCCAUGUACGUCUAUCUCUCGUCUCGUGCUCUCUUUUAAUAUAUUUCUUUCACAUCUCGUCCUUUCGGGUCCGAAUACGUUGCAUUUAUCUUUAUUCUGUCGGGCUCGAGUUACCGUUCAUUCAAAUCCAAUCGCUGAUGCUCAGCUGGCUGCACGUUGACCGGUUGGAUAUUGGCCGGCUUUCUGCUGCUUCCUUGAUAGCCAGCGGCUAUCUGAUUGCAACAAUAAAUCGACAUGUUUAUUCCCGCGACGUCAAGUAUUCAAACGUUCCAACACUGUACGACUAACUACGCCAGGAUGUCUGACAAUUUUCAAUAACACCAUUGUACUUCUGUAUUCCUACUGUAACAGUAUUGCUACAUUUGUCUCCCUAUGCUUUACCAGGUCUCUUGAAAUCCUUCAACCAAGCUUUGACAAACUCGACUUCCUGCUCGUGAACAGCCUUGAUCGUGGGCGGUUCCGCCGUAUGGUCACUGAUCCCAUUCUCGUCCCAGUGAUGAACAGCUCCUGAGUUCGUUCAUCAACAAUCAGGCUCUGUAACUGCAUCGAAGAACAUCAUGAAUGAAGUACGUACCCUCAAUCAACUUAAACGGACGCAAAGUGGUGUCAGGACGAGGCUUGGCGUCAUCGCUAUGAGGCGUGUUAGGCCUCCAAGGGUCCGCUGUACAGCAAGUUCA
Molecule: messenger RNA, 1123 nt
Organism: Somion occarium
Lineage: Eukaryota; Fungi; Basidiomycota; Agaricomycetes; Polyporales; Cerrenaceae
Source: the annotation of a GenBank genome assembly